Vicia villosa (hairy vetch) is the source of this 2390-nucleotide messenger RNA. RefSeq names its product probable inactive purple acid phosphatase 27. Gene Ontology annotation, molecular function: acid phosphatase activity; metal ion binding. The transcript has 13 exons. The record is from RefSeq and is a predicted model, not a curated record. The coding region runs from base 219 to 2105 and encodes 628 amino acids. Lineage: Eukaryota; Viridiplantae; Streptophyta; Magnoliopsida; Fabales; Fabaceae.
UUUAUACCCAUCACUAACUACUGCUCGUUCCUUUAUGUUUCUUUCCUUUUAUAUAUAAACGUAUCACAUUGUGAUAUCCUAAGGCAUCUUAAGAAUUAUCGUAACUGUUUCACGUGAAAGAGUUUGAUUCAAGAUAUAAACCAAUCACACAAAAAGCUUUGGCCUAACUUACAUAUUCACUUUUUCUUCUUUUCUUUCUCAUUCAUCUUCUUCACCCCAUGGAAUCCUCAAAUUGGCUUCUCAAACAUGUUUCCAUUUUACUCAUUCUCUUCUUUACUUCUUCAAUGUCCUCAACUUUAGACCUUAUGGUUUCACACACUAAAGCCUUGCACCAAAACUUCACUGCUGUAUCAGAUUUUAGAUUGAUAAAUAGAAGAAUUUUGAAAGAUGGUUCUAUUUUAAAUCCUUAUGUUAAACUCAUUAUCAGCAAAAAUUCAAGCUUGUUGGAUGACCAAUUCGUCACCGUUACGGUAACCGGAGUUUCGAAGCCGAGAGAUGGAGAUUGGGUGGCUAUGAUCUCACCUUCAAAUUCCAAUGUUAAAACUUGUCUUCUCAAUGAAUUUUAUUAUCUACAAACUGGUGAUACUUCAAAACUUCCUCUGCUUUGUCAUUACCCUGUCAAGGCACAAUACUUGAAAAACGAUCCAGAUUACCUAAGCUGCAAAAACAAAGAAUGCAAGAAAGAGCAGAAUGGGAAAUGCAGUGUGACAACUUGUAGUGGUUCCAUAAAGUUUCAUGUUAUCAACAUUAGAACUGACAUUGAGUUUGUGUUCUUCACUGGUGGGUUUCUCACCCCUUUUCUUGCUGGAAGGUCCACACCUUUGGGGUUUGCUAAUCCUAAGAAGCCACUUUAUGGACAUCUCUCAAGCAUUGAUUCAACUGCAACAUCUAUGAGGUUGACAUGGAUUAGUGGAGACAAAGAACCUCAACAAAUCCAAUAUGGAGAUGGGAAAACUGUUACUUCAGCAGUUACUACUUUUUCACAAGAUGAUAUGUGCAGUUCAGCAUUGCCAAGUCCUGCUAAGGAUUUUGGAUGGCAUGACCCAGGAUUUAUCCACUCGGCAAUUAUGACAGGACUCAACCCAUCAACUGCCUACUCCUACAGAUAUGGAAGUAACUCGGUUGAUUGGAGUGAACAAAUCAAAUUUUCAACUCCACCUUCUGGAGGAUCAGAUGAGCUCAAGUUUGUUGCAUUUGGUGAUAUGGGAAAGACCCCUCUUGAUGCUUCAGAAGAACAUUACAUUCAGCCUGGAGCUUUAUCAGUUAUAAAAGCUAUAGCUAAUGAAGCGGAUUCCAACAACGUAAACUCGGUUUUUCACAUUGGAGACAUAAGCUAUGCGACUGGUUUUCUAGCAGAAUGGGAUUUCUUCAUGAACCUCAUUAGUCCGGUAGCUUCAAGAGUUUCUUACAUGACUGCAAUUGGGAACCAUGAGAGGGAUUAUGUAGAUUCUGGUUCAGUUUAUCAAACACCUGACUCUGGUGGUGAAUGUGGAGUACCUUAUGAAACAUACUUUCCAAUGCCAACUUCUGCAAAGGAUAAGCCAUGGUACUCUAUUGAACAAGCAAGUGUUCAUUUCACAGUAAUAUCCACUGAACAUGACUGGUCCCUAAAUUCUGAGCAGUAUGAAUGGAUGAAAAAGGAUAUGGCAUCAGUUAAUAGACAACAUACUCCUUGGUUAGUCUUCAUGGGACAUAGACCAAUGUACACUUCAAACCAAGGAUUUUCAUCUAAAGAUCAAAAUUUUAUUAAAGCUGUGGAGCCAUUGCUAUUAGCGAAUAAGGUUGACUUGGCUCUUUUUGGCCAUGUGCAUAAUUAUGAAAGAACUUGUUCUGUGUAUCAGAAUAAGUGCAAAGCUAUGCCUAUAAAGGAUCAAAAGGGAGUAGACACUUAUGACAACAAAAAUUAUAGUGCUCCUGUACAUGCUGUCAUUGGCAUGGCUGGUUUCACCUUAGACAAAUCCUCAAACAAUGGUGAUAGCUGGAGUCUUAAAAGAAUUUCAGAGUUUGGUUAUUUAAGAGCACAUGCUACUAAAAAUGAUUUAAACUUGGAGUUUGUGACAUCAGAUACAAGAGAAGUUAAGGAUAGUUUCCGCAUUACAAAGUAAAAGCUCACUUAAGAAAACGAAACAGAUAAAGAAGUAUAAGUAGAAAUCGGUUUAUAAAGAUCGAGACAGACAGCCAGACCAAUACACACAUAUAUAAAAUAUUGAAAGCCAAAGGAGAUCUAGAGACACUUGAAGAUGAAGAGCAUUUCCGUUGAUUCUUUGUACUACAUAUCUACGUUGUUGUAGAUUCUGUUACAAAGAAUUACAUAUAGACAAUAAGUUCUUGUUACCGCAACUCUUAUUUCUAGUCCAAAUCAGAAUCAAUAUAUAUCUUAUUUCUAAGUA